Molecule: messenger RNA, 2615 nt
Organism: Drosophila serrata
Lineage: Eukaryota; Metazoa; Arthropoda; Insecta; Diptera; Drosophilidae
Gene: pdgy
Product: acyl-CoA synthetase family member pudgy
Biological process (GO): long-chain fatty acid metabolic process; fatty-acyl-CoA biosynthetic process
Molecular function (GO): long-chain fatty acid-CoA ligase activity
Source: RefSeq, a predicted model, not a curated record
GAGUGAGUGAGUGAGUGAGUGAGUGAGUGAAUGAGUGACUAAGUGAGUGAGCGAGUAUCGGCGGCAGGCGGCAUUUACUUGGCACCGCGCCGCACGAUCGCGACAGUCGCGUCUCAGCACCCGACAGCAGCAGCAGCAGCAGGAACAGCCACUCAGCUCCAGUCCGGACUCCAAUAGCUCCUCCGCCUCCGCAACAGCCGCUCAAGUCUCUCUCCCAGCUCCAGCAUGAAUCCAGCUACUCAACUGCUGCGCCUGCGCAGCGCCUCCGCACUGGGUAUGUGUGUGCCCCGCUCCAGCCGCUCCAUUACGACCAACCGGCGGGAACGGACCACCGCCAGUGCCCAGCGUGAGCGGACGCAGGGCGUCAGUGAGACGGACAAGUUCCUACACUUUAGUCCCGAGGAUGGCUACUACAAGACCUCGCCCUUUGACCCCGUCGUUGUGCCCAAUGUGCCGCUGCACGAAUAUGUCUGGCGUGAUUUCAAGAAGUGGGAGAGCCGUACCGCUGCGGUGUGUGUGAUUACCGAUAGGCAGUAUACCUUUGCCCAGAUGCGUGAUGCCAGUGCCGCCUUUGCCGUGCGCCUUCAGACCCAGUUCAAGCUCCGGAAGCCCGAUGUCCUGGCCAUUUGUUUGCCCAAUCUGCCGGAGUAUCCCAUUGCCACGCUGGGGGCCAUCGAGGCGGGACUUACGGUGACCACCGUGAAUCCCAUCUACACGCCGGACGAGAUUGCCCGCCAGCUGACAUUUAGUGGGGCCAAGUUCCUGGUGGGCACCGUUGCCGGCUUCCCGACCCUCAGCCAGGCCUGCAAAUUGGCCGGAAAACAGCUGCCCAUUGUGGUGGUGAGGACCAGCAAGGAGGAUGUCCUGCCGGAGGGCGCCAUCGAUUUCAGUGAACUUAUCAGCACCCAAAAUAUCCGCUACGAUGACCUGCAGGCCCCCAAGGAGGCCACGGCCAACGAUCUGGUCUUUUUGCCCUUCUCCUCGGGCACCACGGGUCUGCCCAAGGGUGUGAUGCUGUCGCACAACAACAUCACCAGCAACUGUGAGCAGGUGCAGGCCUCGCUGCCCCUGGAUCUCACCGGUCCCCAGGAGACCCUGCCCGCCGUUUUGCCCUUCUUCCACAUCUACGGCUUGACCGUGGUGAUGCUCUCCAAGCUGGGCCAGGGCUGUCGGAUGGCCACCAUGCCCUGCUUCAAGCCGGAUGACUUUAUGCGCUCCCUGGACCAGUACAAGGGCAGCAUUCUCAACCUGGUGCCGCCAAUUGCCCUCUUCAUGAUCAAUCAUCCCAAGAUGACGCAGGAGACGGCGGCCUCUCUCAGGGUGGUAAUGAGCGGAGCUGCUCCCAUUGGCCAGCACGAUGUGGAGCGUUUCCUAAAGAAAUUCCCGAAGACGGUCUUCAAGCAGGGCUACGGCAUGACCGAAUCCUCGCCAGUGGCCCUCCUAACGCCCGAUGGCAACACACGCUACGCCUCCACCGGAGUUUUACCCGCCAGCACGGAGGCCAAAAUUGUGCCCCUGGAUGGCAAUGAUACCAAGGGCGUGGGCCCAAAAAUCACCGGAGAGCUGUGCAUCCGCGGGCCCCAGGUUAUGGCCGGUUAUCUGAACAACGAGGAGGCCAAUCAGGUCACCUUCCAUCCCGGCAACUGGCUGCGCAGCGGCGAUGUGGCCUUUUACGACGAGGAUGGCUUCUUCUAUAUCACCGAUCGGAUGAAGGAGCUGAUCAAGGUGAAGGGAUUCCAGGUGCCGCCGGCCGAGCUGGAGGCAGUGCUGCGUGAUCAUCCCAAAAUCCUGGAGGCGGCCGUCUUUGGCAUUCCCCACGAACUGAACGGCGAGGCGCCGCGUGCCAUUGUGGUGCUCCGGCAGGGCCAGGAGGCCACCGCCGAGGAGAUUGCCGCCUAUGUGGCCGAGCGGGUGGCGCACUACAAGCGGCUCGAGGGCGGCGUCAUCUUUGUGGACGAGGUGCCCAAGAAUCCCACCGGCAAGAUCCUGCGUCGCGAGCUCAAGCUGAAGUUCUCCGACUGAGCAUAUCCCUAAGAUAUAUUCCUUGUGAUUUCUGUUCGUUUCUUUUUUUUUACUGAAUGUACGUCUCAAUUAGCGGCAGGGCAGGAAUCUCUGCUCGAGGCCACAGGAACCCAUGUAUGUAUAUGCUAUGACCAUCAAUGUUGGUCCUGGAAGCGGGGCUGGUUCACACAUUGCAUUUAACACUUCGAAAAUACUUAGUUUGUAGGCGUAGAAGAUAGGUCUCGAUUAGUCGCACGAUUGGUCCAUAGUUUGUAAGCUAGCUAAGGCAGUUAGCCAUUAGUCCGAUGUUAACCACACACUAUACUAUACUAUAUCAAUUGUAUACUAUAUAUACCAUAUCCCCCGAUACACGUGUGACCCUCUAUUAAUACUUAAUGACGACCCCACUGGAUAUUUCACAGGUUAACUUGACGAUAUUACCAUAUUCCCUAUUAUAUAUAUAUUAUUUUUUUGCCUAGUACCCUAAGAUAUAUCUGUUUGUUAAUCGUAUUGUAAGCGGCGGCAUGCCAUGUCUGCAUAUAUAUUUACUAUACUAUUUACAUAUGACAUGUACGCCACGAUGUUUGAGAAUAAAGACAAAAUGAACCAUAAAA